Saccostrea echinata is the source of this 2008-nucleotide messenger RNA. RefSeq names its product synaptotagmin-4-like. The coding region runs from base 230 to 1504 and encodes 424 amino acids. Gene Ontology annotation, biological process: regulation of calcium ion-dependent exocytosis; cellular response to calcium ion; regulation of dopamine secretion. Gene Ontology annotation, cellular component: synapse; membrane; axon. NCBI's taxonomy places the organism in Eukaryota, Metazoa, Mollusca, Bivalvia, Ostreida, Ostreidae. The transcript has 4 exons. Gene Ontology annotation, molecular function: calcium-dependent phospholipid binding; clathrin binding; calcium ion binding. The record is from RefSeq and is a predicted model, not a curated record.
CGUCACGAGUAAAUACACAAACAAUGGCGCUGUUGUCUGCCGUGACUACCGGAGUCUCUGACUAUCGAUUUAUUCCCAGUUUUCUGUGGAGGCUUUUGGAAUAGCAUCGCGAUUGUUGUUCUCUAGAAUUGUUAGUGUCACUUUAAUGAAAAUGUGAGGGACUCUGUUCUGAAAAAUCAAAACACUUUCAUUGUUUUGAACCACUUAAUUUGGAAAAGGUGAUUAAAAGAUGAAAACCGUGGAAGUACACCCUGUUCAUGAAAAGUAUCACUUGCUCACAACAGGGGCUGUAGCAGGGAUCUGUAUUGGCUCUAUUGUUUUUCUUAUUGGAAUAAGCAUCAUAGGAUACCGAUGCUAUCAAAGAAGAAGGGCGAGGGAUGUACAAUACAGACUAUCGCAUGCCAUUAAAAAGGGUCUUAAAGAACCAACACACGGACGAAGAAGCAGUUCAUCGGUCAAAAGCACACCACUGAAGCAACACAGAGCAACCAGCCCCAUUAUACCACCGCAAGACAGCAUAAUAGAUCGCUCAUCAGAGCAAGGCUAUAACAUUCCAUCAGAAAGAGGGCAGUGCUCUUCGUUUCCUGAUCAAGCUUUUUGUGAAAAUGAAAAAGAGUCUGUGACUACACCAAGUGAGAAGGAUGUAAGUCUCAGAGAGAGACAGAUAGACGAGAAACAAAGACUGGGUAUGUUAUAUUUCUCUGUGGAGUACGAUGAACACAAUACAGCCCUUCUUGUCACUAUUGUUCGCGCCAGUGAUUUGCCUCCAAGAGAUCCUAGUUUAGGCGGAUGCGAUCCAUACAUUAAACUACAGCUUCUUCCAGACAAGAAACACAAGUGUAAAACCAGAGUUUUGCGUAAAACCCUGCACCCUGUGUAUGAUGAGACUUUUACUUUUUAUGGCAUCGGCAAAAAUCAAAUACCUGGAAUAACCCUUCACUUUGCUAUUUUGAGUUUUGAUCGUUUCUCUCGAGAUGAAAUCAUUGGAGAGGUUGUGUACCCUUUGACAGACGUCAGCACUGAGCAAAAAGAGCUUCUCCUUUUUAAGGAAAUCAAUCCUAGACACUUGAAGUUCAAAGCUCAAGGUCGUGGAGAGUUGUUGAUUUCGCUCUGCUACCAGCCUGCGGCUAAUAGACUGACAGUGGUCGUGCUUAAGGCAAGGAAUCUGCCGAAAAUGGACAUCACGGGACUCUCAGAUCCAAUAGUAAAGCUAUAUCUUCUGUACAAUAAUCAGAGAAUUGCCAAAAAGAAAACACACGUCAAAAAACGAACGUUGAAUCCGGUUUUCAACGAGUCCUUUCUGUUCGACAUACCCUACAACGAGGGUUUACAGAACAUUAGCAUGGAGUUUCUGGUUAUGGAUUGGGAUAGAAUGACCAAAAACGAAGUGAUUGGUCGACUUGAAAUUGGAGGAAGGAGCUCCGGUCAAGAGCUACAUCACUGGAAUGAAGUUAUGAACUGUCCAAGGAAGCAGAUUGCUGAAUGGCAUAAAUUAAGAGAGUGAAAAUAAAAUACAUGUACAGAUUCCAGCAAAAAGACCAAAGAUAUUUGCUGUCUGCAAUUGUUGUUAUCCUUUGUGAUAGUCGUCAGAGGAAUGGAUGGCAUAUGUAUUUUUAUUUUCAUUUUAUAUUAGGAUGAAAACCAAGCGCAAAUGAAAUUCAGUGUCUGCCUAAACGCUUAUCAGCAAAUUGGUUAUACUAUAUUAAUUUAUAUUUUAUCUAUCUGUAUCACAUUUGAAAAUAGGCAAAAUGCUUUACAAGAAUUAUUUUCGAGAAAAGGAUAAAUAUGGAUCUAAUACAACAAUUAAAUACAAAAUUAUUUUUAUUGUCUAAAUCGGAUAGAUAUUUGUAUAUAUUUAACAAACCUUUUCUAUCUGUGACUUUAAUUAACUGUGUUAAAUAUAGGUUUAGAAUAUUUAUGAUUUAGCGACGUAUUACAAUCAGACUGUGUUAUUGUAUACUGUUUUAUCAGUAUUUAAAUGUGAAGAAAAUAAAGGGAAUUAAAUCCG